GCCAAAGAAGAGGAAAGCAGGCGUGACGUCGUAGUGUUUACAGUGUUCAGUUGAGCCGCAAGCUGGUCGGAAGAAAACCAGAGCUAAUGAAGCGGAUUUAAUAGAUUUUCUCUCUUUCUAUUCGCGUAUUUACCGGCAGAGUUCGGGCGGAUUUCAAUGGGUGGUCACGGGGUUUUGGGGAACGAGCCUGACUCUAUUGACUACUCGGUUCACGAAGCCUGGAAUGAGGCCACCAAUGUCUACCUGCUGGUUAUUCUGGUCAGCUUCGGCCUGCUGAUCUACGCCAGAAAAAACAAAAGGAAGAUCAUGCGUAUCUUCACUCUGCCUCCCACCGUUGGCAGCAGCCCGGAACCCAACUUCUACGAUAGCCUGCAGAAGGUCCGCCUGCGGCAGCAGCUGGAGAUGUACUCUCUUGCCCGGAAGUUUGAGCAGCAGCAGGGCCAGACAGACAGCGUGCAGCUCUCCAUGGAAUGAGAGCAGGAGGGAACUCGUCCCUUUCUGUCAGACAAAACACUCCUGCAUCUUCAGGGCCUCUGUACGUGGAUAGGAAUGGACUUGGAUGGCUGUCAUGAUCAAAGAUCGUUCAAAAGCCGAUUCUCCUAUCCUGGUUGUUUCUGUUUGGUUUCUUGAAUGAGAAGUGUCUUCAUGUACCUUCUGUUGUCUCUUCUUCGUCUGUUAUGCAUGGAGUAGAUACAGCUGGAAGGAUGGAGAAACCAAGGGCAGAGGGGAGUGUGGCUUCUUGGAGGUCUGCUGUAUGGCGUCCAUUAGUGACUGUUAAUUUGGAUAGAGGAAUGAUAAACGUGUAACUGCAGUGUAUGUCACUGAGAUACUUUCAGUGUAUUGUGAGAUUAAAAAAAAAUUCACCAUGAAGAAUUUCUUGGACAGAACAAGGUCCUUCAAAUUUAAAAUAGGUUCUAGUUGGUUUUAAUUUUUUUUUUUUUUUUACUUGUCAAAUGUGAAAAUAAAAGCACAUAAACCCA
This is a messenger RNA of Micropterus dolomieu (smallmouth bass), 980 nucleotides long. It is a transcript of the gene smim19, whose product is annotated as small integral membrane protein 19. The transcript is spliced from 3 exons. NCBI's taxonomy places the organism in Eukaryota, Metazoa, Chordata, Actinopteri, Centrarchiformes, Centrarchidae. The record is from RefSeq and is a predicted model, not a curated record. Bases 157 to 474 code for a protein of 105 amino acids.